Messenger RNA from Drosophila santomea, 1842 nucleotides. RefSeq names its product fatty acid hydroxylase domain-containing protein 2. NCBI's taxonomy places the organism in Eukaryota, Metazoa, Arthropoda, Insecta, Diptera, Drosophilidae. The record is from RefSeq and is a predicted model, not a curated record. Gene Ontology annotation, molecular function: C-4 methylsterol oxidase activity; iron ion binding. Bases 326 to 1561 code for a protein of 411 amino acids. The transcript has 6 exons. Gene Ontology annotation, biological process: sterol biosynthetic process.
AAUAAACGUUCGCCUAUUUCUUUUGGCUUUUACAAACAAAGUUAACAAUUAUUCAUAAUUAUUAUAAUUUAUUCAGUUCGCUGGCCAACAACGCCGGUCGUUACCGAAUGCCAUGCACAUGGGCCACUUAGCGCUGCCGAACAAUCGAAAAAUCGAAGUGCGUUAAAUGUCAAGGACAACGGUAAAGCCACAACAAAAACCAGAGAAAAUCAAAGGAAAAUCCACAAAGAGAGCGAGCGAGAGGCAGAGAGCAGCUCAGCUGGGAAAGUUUUGAAGCGAGGAAAGCAAGAAAUAUUGGGAAAAUACUCGCGAAGAAGCCGUAAAUAUGUCGAAUCCGGCGCACGGAAAACCGCCCAAUAGCAUGGGCUCAUCAUCCGCAUCCUCGCCAGCUUCGGUGUCCCUGCAAACGGGUGGCACUGGGAACAGCUCCUCAUCCUCAUCCUCCACCACCUCCUUCUCCUCCUCCAGCGCCUACUCCUCAUCGCUGGGCGGCGGAAUCCUCAAGGACAAGGCGGGUCUGCCGCCGGUCUACCUCAAUCUGAAUGAUAAUGCCAAGGAUCAGACACCAGGCAGCCCCGGUUCACCGCUGCAAAGCUGGGAUGACGCCCGCACCGCCGACGUCUGGCUGUCCUCGCUGCACAGCGUCAUCUUCAUCAUCACCUGCGCCCUGGCCGCCUUCAUUCUGUUCCGCAACGUGCUCACCUGGCAUCUGCAGAGCUUUUGGGGCGCCUCCGGUGAUUUCUGGCAGUCGCAAUGGGACAAAUUCAUCGACUCGUUCGGCGACGAGCCCAUGGUGCUCUGGGUCUUUGGCACCACCAUAUUCACGAUGCUCGUCUACUGGACCGUGGGCACACUGUACACCUUCAUGGACCUGACCAAUCGGCCCGCCUGUCUGCGCAAGUACAAGAUCCAGCCGGGCACCAAUGAGCCCGUCGAAGUUCGUCGUCUGCUCAAGGUGAUCUGGUGCGUGGUCUGCAACCAGAUAUUCGUGGGCAUACCGUUGGCCUACGCCAGCUACCGUCUGAUGGAGAUCCGUGGACUGAGCGACAUCCGCGACCUGCCCACAUUCCAUUGGGUCUGCUUUGAGCUAACGGUGUGCAUUCUGAUGGAGGAGCUGGGAUUCUACUACUCGCACCGUCUGCUGCACCACAAGCACAUCUACAAGUACAUCCACAAGCAGCAUCACGAGUGGACGGCACCCAUCUCGGUGACGGCCAUCUAUUGCCAUCCCAUUGAGCACAUCUUUAGCAACCUGCUGCCGCCCUUCCUGGGCGUCUUUCUCAUGGGCAGCCAUGUGGCCACCGCGUGGAUGUGGUUCGCCCUGGCGAUCCUCUCCACACUGAACGCCCACUCCGGCUAUCACCUGCCGUUCUUUCCCAGUCCCGAGGCGCAUGAUUUUCACCAUUUAAAGUUCAACAACUGUUUCGGCGUGCUGGGCGUCUUGGAUCGCCUCCAUGGCACCGACUCCCUUUUCCGGGCCACCAAGUCGUAUGCGCGACACAUCAUGAUGCUGAGCUUCAAGCCGCCACGCGAUGCUUUUCCCGAUCCGUCGAUGAAGUGAUGCAGUGACGCAGUGAUGCAGUGACGCAGUGAUGCAGUGAUGCAGUGAGCAGGCAAUGUGGAAGUUCUCUUGUGCAUGGCAGCAAGCAUUUCUCUAUCUGUGUAUACAACUUUUAAUUGUGAUAUGACAAGGCAGAUCCUAUUUUGUACACCUCAUAUGUAUGUAGACGUGGUGCAGACCCCUAGUAUCCCUAGAAUUCCGCACAAAUGCGAGCACCGCUCCCAGAGCGAAUCCCCCACAAAUGUUAAUCGAGUCGAAUAAAGCGUAAAUGUAAAUGUCUA